CAUUGCUAAAAAAAAAAAAAAAAAAGCGCAGAUAGGAUAAACAUAAUGAAUGAAAUUAUUGCUGGAUGGGUUAUUUGUUAUUAGUUCGUCUCUUAUCGGGCAGAAUGGGUACUGCGCUUAAUUAGAAAAAGGGGUAAGGUUAGAUAUAUACAUCUUAAAUAAGAGAUGGUCCAUACAGCAUUUAUGUAUCCUGCUAACACAAUAUCAUCGCCAAGUAUCAUCACCCCGCAGCUGAAAAGAAGCUGAAAAGAAAGCAGUGCAUGGGCUCGAUGAAGUUGGUCCACUCCUUCACUAGGUACCUAGGUAGGUAGGUAUGUAAUUCAUGACUCAUUUCUUCUCCCAAUCGUAGGUAGGUAGGCAGGUUGGUAUACUAAUCUCAUAACUACAGGAACUCUUAAGUACUCUUAAGUAAGCACCUACCUAUACAUUAGGAUGAAGGUAUGUCUUCAAAGAGAUUUGGCUAUAGUGCACUCAACGUAAAUCUUCGUGAGAUCCGGGUCCUCACUCUCCUACCCGGCGCUUUCGAAGAGCCGCUUCGAGUCAGUUUAAGCGCCCGAAGUCUCGACUCCGCUCCCGUCUACAAAGCCCUCUCAUACGUAUGGGGCGACCCCGCCAGCGCGAGCAUCGCAGGGAAUACCGUCAACAUCGACGGAUAUGAUUUCCCGGUAACCGCGAACUUGCUCGCGGCCCUCCGCUAUCUGCGCUCUCUUCUCGGGGCGGCGGGUCCGAUCACGUUGUGGGCGGACGCGAUAUGUAUCAACCAAAAAGACAUGGACGAGCGGAGGCAGCAGGUUUCCAUGAUGCGGGACAUAUACGCGUCCGCCGAACGAGUGGUUAUAUGGCUUGGAGAAGAGGACGAGGAGAGUGACCUCGCAUUCGAUGCGAUUCCGGUGCUCGCCGCACGACGCCACUGCCGAGAUGAUGAUCAGGACGAGGAACUUUUGCGUGUGACGCGCCUGUGCAGUCUCUUCUUCAAUGGACUGACGGACCGACGUCCCUGGCUUUCGCGCGUCUGGAUUAUCCAAGAGCUGGCGAUGGCUACGCGAGAUCCACUGGUUGUAUGUGGGCACAAGUGUGUGGCGUGGUCAGUUUUUGCGAAGGCCUUAGAGUUCAUCUAUAGAAAGAUAUUCGUAGAAAUUGGCUGGAUACAUCGUAAGGAGUCGCGUGACGAUGGUCGGAGCACGUCGGAGAACGAUUCGAUCGAAGAGGGUAGCAGCCCAUUUGAAGAGGGAGAAGAAGAUGUUGAAGUUACCGCUAAGUCCAAGCUCGACGUUCUUAACGACCUCUACAAGGCGAUGAGGUCUCAGGGUGGCGAGAGCUUGCGGAAAUUGUUAUUGAUCUCGAGGACUUCUGAAGCGACAGACCCAAGAGACAGGGUCUAUGGGCUUCUUGGUCUCUUAAAACCCGACGAGAGCUCCGACAGCCCGAUCGAGGUAGAUUAUCGCAAACCAACUGCAGAGGUCUACACGGAUGCCAUGGCACAUAUUUUCGCUCAGGGAGAAGGCCCUUACUUCCUCUCGGGAAUUUGCCUGCCUGGAAUCUCAGCUGCUGCUCCUCACAUCCCCGACCUACCGUCGACCAUCCCGCAGCCUACUCUUCCGUCUUGGGUACCGGAUUUCUCUAAACAGGUCUCCGGAAAAGCGACACAGCCUAACGGAAUCUCAUUUCACCCACCAGCAGGCAUCAGCGCUUCAGGGCCCGGAGCGGGAGCCGACAAUGGAAGACGACUGAGUGACCGCAGGACGCUGCAGGUAGAAGGGCUGUUCGUAGACACGAUUAGGGACGUGGUGUUUCUCGGAUCAUCCCUUGAAUCGCUCCUUGAGCAGCUCCCUCACAUCGAGUCUCUUGCCGAAGCUGCCAAGCGACGGCCCUGUGUGCUUGAACCUUCUAUAAGGCCUUACAUAGAGCUAUAUAAGAAUAAAGAGUCCUUGUGGAGAGUACUGAUUUCAAACAAGCAGUUAAACUCGGGAUAUGACGCCGCUCCAGCAUCCUACGAGGCGAUGUACCGGAGUCUCUUGAAAAGCCUCGCCGCGGGAGAAGACGGGAAAGCCAAAAUAAGUCAUGGAGAAGAAGACGAAUACAUAAAAUGCCUACAGCCAGAUAUCAGCAAGAAGUCAUUUUUCACUACUACGAGUGGGUUCGUGGGUACUUGUGUCCCCGAUAGCCGCAAGGGAGAUAUCAUCGCUAUUCUCUUCGGAUCGCCGGUCCCAUUUAUACUACGCCAAAAAUCGGACACUAUAAAAACAGUCGAUGGAGAAAGACCGACUCAUUCUCUGAUAGGCGCAUCGUACGUGAGCGGCAUUAUGGGCGGCGAGAUGGUAGAUGAAUUAUACUGCGAGGAUAUCAUGGAUUCCACGACGUUCUUCAUUCGAUAGUAGUUGAUUUCGGAUAUAAUCGCAUCUAUUGAAAUGACAAGAGCAGACGUGCAGAACAGCACAGAAGGAUUUGUAUCGCCUGAUUACCCAGCAGUAUGGAGUGUGCCCAGCUGAUGCAACUGUGUCUCGGCUUCCGGCAUGAGACCUGGAGAAAGUCAGCACUAGUUGCGUCGCGUCGUCACAUGCCAGGUACCAACACCCAUUAAACGGAACACAUACCAAGGAAAAUUGGCAAUUUUAAGAAACAACGGGUAGGUAACAUACCUUAUUUUAAUGUAGCUGAGUGUAGUAAUUGUGUUACCACACUGAUUGUGACGUCGUUAUGGCAAUGAAGUACACCAACUUUAGUUCAACAAAGACACCGGAUUAGAAACACCCAUAGUUGAAUCGCAGCCUUAUAGCAGCCUGUUAUUAUGAGAUUACCU
Annulohypoxylon truncatum is the source of this 2800-nucleotide messenger RNA. Its product is annotated as HET-domain-containing protein. The transcript has a single exon. The coding region runs from base 441 to 2375 and encodes 644 amino acids. The record is from RefSeq and is a predicted model, not a curated record. NCBI's taxonomy places the organism in Eukaryota, Fungi, Ascomycota, Sordariomycetes, Xylariales, Hypoxylaceae.